This is a messenger RNA of Camponotus floridanus (Florida carpenter ant), 1134 nucleotides long. RefSeq names its product S-methyl-5'-thioadenosine phosphorylase. The transcript has 6 exons. The record is from RefSeq and is a predicted model, not a curated record. Lineage: Eukaryota; Metazoa; Arthropoda; Insecta; Hymenoptera; Formicidae. Bases 154 to 1005 code for a protein of 283 amino acids. Gene Ontology annotation, biological process: nucleoside metabolic process. Gene Ontology annotation, molecular function: S-methyl-5-thioadenosine phosphorylase activity. Gene Ontology annotation, cellular component: cytosol.
CAUAUCUAAUCCAAUUUAAUCAGCCGGGUGUCUAUUUAUAACUGAAAUAGAAUUAUAUAAAUAUUAGAGAUAAUACGAUACAUGAUCAUUCCUCAACGGCAGUAUACGGUGAUUUGAACAUUUUAUAUUGCAGAUUCAAAAUAAUAUCUUAAUAUGGCAAACCAAGUUAAGGUAGGAAUUAUAAGCGGUUCAGGUCUGGGUGACUGUCUGCACAAAACAUUCAAAUGUAACAACAUUGUACGUCGUGCGAAUGCAAAAAAUGACUUUGGAUAUCCUUCUAGUGAUCUUUACUGUGGAUCUAUUGAUGGAAUAAAUAUAGUAUUAUUAUCCAGACAUGGCGAAGGACAUAAGAUAAAUCCUACUGGAGUUAAUUACCGUGCUAAUAUAGAAGCAUUGCGACUUGCUGAAUGUACCCAUGUAUUGGCAUCUUCUGCAUGUGGAUCAUUGACAGAAUCCAUCAGUAGAGGACAAUUAGUUGUGCCUGAUAGCUUUAUAGACAGAACUUUUGCCAGGAAAGUAACACUCUAUGAUGGAACAUCUGUUAAAUAUAAUGGGGUAUGUCAUAUACCAAUGGAGCCUGCAUUUGAUCCACGAACGUCAGAAAUCUUAAUACAAGCAGCAAAAAAAUUAGGAUAUAAUAUAAGAAAGGGUGGAACAAUAGUAACCAUUGAAGGACCACGCUUUUCCUCUAAAGCAGAAAGUAAUGCUUUACGUCUCUGGGGUGGACAUUUAGUUAGCAUGACUACAUGUCCAGAGGUAUAUUUGGCAAAAGAAGCAGGUCUUUUGUACGCAGUUAUAGCAAUGGCAACUGAUUAUGAUUGUUGGAGAGAUUGUGAGGAUAAUGUUCAUGCAGCUGAUGUCCUAGUUGUAUUCAAGCAAAAUGUUGAUAAGAUAACAAAUGUAUUACUAGAAACAGUAAAAAUUAUUGGUUCUGGAGAAUGGAAACAAGAUAUUCUUAAAUUGAAGGACCUAAUUGAAACCAGUAAUAUGUCGUCAAAAAAUUAAAGCUCCUAUUUACAAACUGAAAUAUAUUUUCAUAUAUAUACAUAUAUGUUAUAUACAUAAUCAUAAAAAAUAAUCAUUAGAGUGUAUAAAAGAUACAAAACUUUAUUAUAUACACAUUCCAUAUGCAUA